GCAGUGCGCGUUUUCCUCGCAUUGUGUCCUCCGUGUGAAUCCUUUUUCAGUUCGUUUUUCCUUUCGCGAGCUACCCCGUGACUGCGCCCGUCCGCUGGUGAAAGUGUGAGUGUGUGUGUGUGCCGCUGUACGUGUGCCCGUAGCAUCACUGUACGUGUGACGGGUAGAACGUUACCGUGGCCAGGGGCAUUUGUAGGGAAAGCACGGAAACACGGGACCACGGUGUGGCGUUGAAAGCCUGUGAAGGAAUCGAUCUGUCCGAAACUGGUGGCCAACAUCCGGAGCUGAAGUGUGUGAGGAUUCCGAAAGUUUAAAAAAAACCUCAAAGCGGCAAACGUGUGUAAAAGAAAUCGUCCGAAUGUAUCGUCUGCACUCCAAGUCUGCCUGUCGGUGUGGAUCGUUCGUCCUGGGACAAUUACCAGGGGACGGAAGUGAACCACGUAUUCGUGCGUGUAUGUGCUCGACAGUACGUGUGUAUGUGUAGUUAUGUGAGAAAUGAAUGAAUGACAGAAGAGGAAGGUAAAAGCACUAUUCCCAAUGCAAAAUGGAGGAGACCUUCCUGUGUGAAAUGUGCGUGCUCUAAGGUUCGGUAGACAUUUUACGACCCGCAACUAAUAAUCGCUGCGUGCUGGAAUGCUUGGUAUUGUCGCUGUUAUCAUCAUUAUGAUCAUUAUCAUAGUUAUCCCUACGCUCUUUAUCAUCUAAUACCAUCAUCAUCAUCAUCAUCAUAAUCAUUACCGAAGUAGCACCAUCGUUUAGUACGACCACUAGCGCAGCUAGGACACAUCCAGGACACAACCAAUACCAGCGGCUCGGCGACCCAACCAACACUCGCAGAAAGCUCGCUCCUGGCGUACACCUACUGUCCAACAGAAACCCACCCACUGACACACAUCGGAACACAUACACGAUUACAGGCAACACGGUCCAAGUGACAUUUGGGUGUACCGUGAUCUGUUUGAGGGAGAUGAAAUUGUUUUUUUUCUUCUUUUUUUAGUAAAAAGGACUAUUUCUUGCUUCAACUUUUUUGCUCAAUUCAAAUGCAAUAGUUUACAUCAUAAGAGGAUAACAUCAUUUGAAUAUCUUAUAUGUAUGUAGCAUUCCCGUGCUCUUCACUCCUGUUCAGAUGCAUAGUGCCGGAGGAAGUGAAAAGUGAAAUAAAUCACCUUGCAGAUGGAAAGACCAUUCGCACGGAAGAGGAACAAACGCAAAUCGAGAACAAUUAUUGCGUGCAUUCGUGCGUAGCACGCUGUACACCCACAGGACCGGAUGGACGCACCACAUCGAGCUACUAAUUCAUGGGGUGAUGGUAGUAGUGGUGGUGUUGUCCGUGUCCCAUUGCCCUUAAUUCCAAUCCAGAGCUACUGGAUGGCUUUUUCUCCGAUCGUGGUACGCUGAUCGCGAUGAGAUCGGAUAUAAAUCGAUCGUCAUGAGUUUUAAGCAUAUGUGUUUGCACUUGAAGGGCAUUUUUGGCAAACAUUCGUAUCGAAGCAAUUGGAGGUCCCAUGACGGAUGACCGGAUACGAAGACCAACCAUUGAUAGGUACACCUUAUCACACACAGGCGAAUCGGUGUGUGCAACACGAGAUUGUGAGAGAACACCUAGAGCACACGAUACCAAAAACCAAAGGAGAAACGGAGGGUAAAUAAAAAAAGAAAAUACAGAGAGACGAGCGAAGUUUUCUAUUGGUGAAAAACAAAAAAAAACACAGUGAAGAGAACGGACCACCAUUGCUCGGCUGAGGCUCCAAAAAGCCUGAUAAAUGGAAGCAGCCGCAGAGCGAAGCGUAACUGUGUGAUAAAUACGAAGGAGAGUGCGUGAAUCGUGUCUCUCGCAGUGUGGCCGCUUCCGAUGGGUUGCCUUGUUGUGUUUGCUCCCCGUGUGUUUGCUCCGUUGUGACCUCGCAGUACGCAUGAGUGAUGUUAUCGAUUGAUUGCGCACGCAAACCCUUUGCUCGUCGCGCCAUCUCGCAGCAAGCCGAAGCGCUAGCAGCAGCAGCAGUAGUAGCACCAGCAGCACCAGCAACAUCAGCAGUAGCAGCAGCACCAUCAGCAGGCUGCGCACAGCACGGUUGAUGCGGUUUCGGGAAAAGGAAGCAAACGCAUCAAACACACACAUACACACGUACCAACGGACGCACGCACACAACCACGUGUGGUGUUGUUGUGUGCGCGUGCUGAUCGUGCUUCCGGAACGGUGCGGACCAGUGCGGUGUGCCGUGUGCAGUAAGGCCAGCUUUUUUUUGUUCCUUCGUGGUGGCCAGAACGGCGAACAGGGCCAGAUCAGUGCCAAUGGUGGAAGUGUUGUUACAGCACCAGCAGCAGCAGCAGCAGCGGCGGCAGCUCGAGUCGUUGUCAGUGUCAGUGCGGUCGUGCAGCAGGAGCAGUGCUAGUUUGGCGUUUGUCGUUCGUGGUGGCUGUCAGUGUGGGCCCGUGAGCCCGGUUUCGGUGGUGCGUGUGUGCGCGCGUGACCGUAGCGGCCACUAGAGCAGGAAAGCGGCAGCACAAGAAAAAAAAAGAAGAAGAAGAAGAAGAAGAGGAGGAGGAGGAAGAGGAAGAAUCACAAGCAUAAGCAGAAGAGGGAGAGUUACAAGGGCAUUAGCAGAAGAAAGGUUGCACAGGAGAAGUGCCCGUUGUUUUUGUUGGAGCCGCCUGCGGCCGUGGCAUCGUUGGUAGUGACGGGUGGACGUGGGGGAUCGCGGGGAAGCGGGACGGCAGAGAGCGGACGUUCGGCGCACGGCGGACGAUGAUGGUGGGGCCAUGAGCCCGAGCCCCGAGGUCGUUGCGAGCCGCAAGCGCGUCUCAAGCGGGCCUGCACCAUGCUAGCGCCGCCGAACCCGAGGUCAAUAUGCGGCCAGGACCCGGGCUGGUCGUGAUGGCGCUUGCGUUUAUUUCGGGGGCUCGGCGAGGCACCGGUCUACAGAGCAGCAGUGCCAGUCAGAGUGGCAAGUUGGGCAAAGUUGGAGAAGACAAUACGGGAGAAGGCGGCGCACUAACGCGGAUCAAUCCGUGGCUUUCGGCGUGCGAUCUGGAGCAGCCCAACUCGGCACCGGAUCUCCAGGGUCAAUGUUCAGCCGGUACACUGCCUGUGGCCUGGAUAGACGAAGGUCCUGGACCACCGCGGUGUCCACCGCCAUGUGAAACAUUUCGUACACAUGCUACAUAUAAUAAUAAAAAUAGUAAUAAGCCAUACAAUAUUGAUAAUACUAAAUAUAACAUGGAGAACCGGUUAAAUGAUAAACAACAGUGCCUUGACUAUUUGGGCGAUAAUGAAGAGUUAAGUCCAGCACAAAUUUGUAAAAAAUCGUCACAAAGUAUUGAGACCAAGCUGAAAACAUUACGUUUAAGACAUUGUUGUGAACGUACCGUUGGCAGUGCUUUACACAACGCAGCCUACGCCGACGUGCUGUACGGCGGUACCAACUGUACCGGGCGGCUGACCGAGCUGCUGGAGACGGACGCACUGGCGGCACGGAUCACAUGCGAAUUUACCGAGGUGCUGAUACGGUACGACUGCGGACAGCCGUACUCUAUCAUCCACCACUGUGAGGAUUGUAAGGAGGCAUAUCGAAGGUGGGGCUGCAGUGUUUUUAUACCGUACUUCACGUCGAGGGACGACAUCAAAAGUGUUAACAAUAAAACCGGUAAUCGAGACAGUGACCGUGCUACCCAAGGGAAAUCGAAUGCCAUCUUUGGGGACGCCGCGAACAAGCAGACUGAACCGAACAUGAACGAUGCAAACAAGCAGCAACUAGUAAAAAAUAUAUCAAUCACUGUAAAAAGUUCACGCCGAAAAACGCAACGAGUACGAAUACGACCAUGUCUAAACGUAUGCCAAACCGUAGAGCAAAAGUGCCCGUACAUGUUACCGGGAGAUCGGGCACCAGCCUAUCCGACGCAGUACGCCGGUGAACCGACGUUUCUUUGUCGAGACCUUAACAUCGAAGAAACGGGCGACCAGCUGCGAAAGUCCAACAACGGUCCAACCGGUUGCUGCUACGAUUACUGCGGUUCCAGUCCCAUCGACGGGCUGUGUGCACGAUGUGAUCCGCUGCACAACGAGACUCAGCAUCCAGACAGUGCCGCCCUAGCACUUAGCAGCGAACCACCAACGAUAUCGCCGAGCUGCCCGAGCAUCACAACUCCAACGAGCAGCUCCUCCCUGUCCGAGCAGUGCCGAUUGUCGCAGACCGCCAUUACGUUUACUGCUACGACCAGCUCUCCCAGCACCACCACCACCGCCACCACUACUAGCCGCAGUAGUAGCAGUAGUACCACCGCCAGCACUACCACCACCACCACCACCACCAUCAGUAGCAGGAGGCUCACGGGUGACAGUGCCUCCACUACGGCCAUGGCCGUACCGUCGGGUUCGUCGCCAGCCCGGGCAAUCUCAUCCCUGCUGCGGGCCCUGUGCGCCCUCGGAUCGGUGUAUCGAACGCACACAAACGGUGUACAGUCGUGGAUUGCGAUGGUGGCGGUGCUGACCGUCGGAACCGAGCUUGUCGCCUGGACGAAGCAACUUGUGCAUCUGCUCGUGGUCUUAUAGCUCACGUUGCAUGGGUUCCGGGAGUUAACCGACCCGCACGCACAGUCUGCCCUACGGCUGGAUCAAUUACACCGAGCCAGCAAGCCGCAAACGACCGACGAGCAAACCACCAACAAAACCCGUCUCAGGACGAUUCUGCAGGGUGAAAAAGAACCAAUCCGCAGAAUGGUAAGGUAAAAGUCAGGUAGUGAAUCAUACCGGAGGAGAUGAAAAUAUUAAAAAAAACAAGCAACAACAACAGCACACGAAUAACAUAACCCUUGAAUAAGCGAAUGUCGCGAAAGCGUGUUGUACAUGCAAAUGGAAAGGAAAUAAUCACACCAUAGUAGUAUUUUUGGUGCAAAUCAAAUACAAGCAUUAGCAAACGCGACAGCAGCCGAAAACCGAAACAAAGAAAAAAUAAACCCCGAAAUAAUAAUUGCAAAUUGGGAUAACCUAUAGGGAGGAUGAAGCGAGAUGAAGUUUUAGGAAAAAAAAAUCGAAACACACUAGUGUUCCACAACACGCGUAACAAGUAAUAAAAAGAAACAAAAAACACAUACACAGAUACACACACACACACAUACACACGUACUCUCACAAACAAAUCACUGACGAGGUAUAGUGCAAUAAAAAACACAACAAACUAAACAAUUUAACGCAUUAACGAAUUAUGAAGCAGACGACACCGGUGUAGAGAAAACAAAACCGAACAAAACACAUGCAGUAAAUUACAUAAUAAAACAAACGGAAAACACACGUACGGAGCAGUAUGUUGGCAGCGGUAGUUACUAUCGAAAUUGCGGAUGGCUCAUAGGGCCCGAAUAGAAGCAUGCGGAUGGAAGAAAUAAUUACUCCACGUCAGAUAUUUGUAACAGAAAGCUUAACAAAUAAGCAAUUCACCAAGUUAAAACAAAGCGGCUAGAGUUUAACGUGACUUUUGUGUGAGGGAAGGGUCAAGAUGAAUGGAGCGAGGAAAUAUUCUGCCAGAAUGUUCCGCAUCUAAGAAUAAGACAAACAACAAAACAAAACAACAAAACAAAACAAACAAACAAACAAGAAAAAAGCAAGCUAGCCAAACUGACCCGAGCCAAACAUCCAGCCAAAUGGAUGGGGCAUUUUUGGUUGGGGCAAGCAAGGUGUAGGAAUGGGUGACAAAACCAGAAACAUACGCGUAUACAAUAAUGUUACAUCGCUGAAACGUAAACGACAGUUAAACAAGUGUUUGAAAUAAAAUCACAAACAUCAACAAACUGAUGAACAAUUUAGGUGAAAUAUUAAAUUUAACUUAUUGCUAAGGGUUUAAGAGAGCAAGGAAUAAGGAAUGUUAAACAGUAUAGUAACAUGCAUAAUGAAAAUCCACAAUUUAUUCGCGAGUCAGCGAGACGGAAAGCGUUUGAUUGGUUUUGCCAAAUAUCGACAUUUAAAGGAAAGGAGCGAAACACAAAUGCCACAGCAUAGGGCGUGUGUGUGUGUUUCGAGUGUAUGUGUGCGUGUGUGUGUGUGUGUGUGUGUGUGUGUGCGUAGGAAGUAUUUAGAACCUCGAUCACAUUCAAAACACUAAAAACCGUGAAUUGCAGAACGUGUCGCGUUUGAAUGUACGGCAAAACCUAACAGUUCUCGGGCUAAGUAGCUGUAAUACACUCGUGACCUCUAGGGAGGGCAAAAGUUAUUUUUUUAAAAUGAAAACGAUCUAGGCCAUGUGUUCGAUAGAGUUUUGCUUGCGCGGGUGAAUAAAACACAAGCAAAACAGGGUUGCGGCGAAAAAAAGGACACAUAAAGUAAGUUGUAUAAAAAGAGAGAUAAAGAGGAUGAGAGAGAAAGAGAGAUAGAGCGAGGAAUUAAAGUUGCGACCGCGAAGGUACAUAGUGGAAGUGUUAGUUUUGUUCGUUGUGAUGUUAGAAGCUGUUGUUUUUUUGUUUUAUUCGGAGAACCGUUUUGUGUUUAAUGUUUGUGUUGAGCUGUUUACGUACAUGCGGGUUCCUUCUUUUGUGUGGGUAAAACGGGGUCACCACAGAGCCUGCGGAACCGGUGUGGUGUUAGCAACAACAACUACAACAAAACAUAAGAUAAGAAAAAAGCACAUACACACAUACAAUGCUAUUACUAACUAAGACGACUUACCGCAGGAAUAUGAAGAUGUAAGCUAGUUUUUAUUGAACCUUCCAACUAGCGGAAUGCACGCAAAAUGCUAAAUAUAGUGCAGCUAGGGAACCGAUGCACCGUUCACCGAUUCACACGUACACUUUCCGCUCACCAUUCAAUACACACGAAUGCAUCAAAACUACACCAUACCUUCAUGCAAAAUAUUAUCUCUUUAACCUGUACUAGCAAUGAACACGUUGAGAAUGAAACUAUAAAAUCCUGUUUGUAAUGCAAGUACAGCAAAACAAUAGAAGUGAAUUAGGAACGGAUAAUCACAUAAAUAACACCCAGAUCGGUAAAAAGAAAGAGAAAUACAGAGAAAAACAGAGAAAGAGAGAGAGAUAGAAUGAAGAUGAAUAGAAUAAUGGAAGAAGACGAAACAAGCAGCCAAAACAUGGAGCAAAACAUACCGAAAAUAUGAAGGAAGGAAAAAAAGAAAAUGGCAAAUAAAACAGAACAAAAACAAUAGUUUAUGCAGGUGAGGCGUAAAUCAAGAAAAAAACGCCAACGCCCUGAAUGUGGCGAAUGUUUUUACUCGCGUGCAUUCUGUCAAGUGAUGCGCUGGUUAGCAGCUGAGAACAAGGGCCGUUACAAAAGACGCCGUUGGUGGGUGGGAGAAAGAAAGAAAAAAAAACAUUUGCAUGGAAAUUGCCAAACCGUGCGAAGCACGGAAACUCUUUAUAGAUAAAUUAAGUCACCACUAUUAUAAUUAGUCCGUCAAUUUUUACAACAAUUGUUGUUAGGUAAUGGAGUAUAGAAAGGCUGUUGGGUGUUUCAAGGUUGAAUGACGCGGCACAUGUUACGAAAGGAUAAAUGAAGGAAUAGAAAGAGAGAGAGAGAUAAAGAGAGUGAAAUAGUGAAAGAAGGAGAGAGAUAUAUAGAAAGGAUGGAGACGAUGGCAUGUUGGCAACAAAUUGGUCCACUUGCACGAUGAACAAAUACAGUACACCACCUGUUAGCAACACCUUUGUGUGUGGCGAACUAAAAGCAAUUGGAUGGCAGCAUAGCUGGCACCGGCAUCUAUCACCUCCUUAUAGUUCUAAAUCGUAGCAAACCGACUUAACAUAGCAUAAACCCACCACGCCACCAAGGAAGUGUUAUCCAGUGAUCUAGCAUGCAGCUAAUGCACUAGUGGGAAUUAGGCAGAUAUUGUGAAGUUGAUAAUAUGAACUGGCACACAGAAAUCUACAUUUUGGAAUAUUUUGCUCUGAGUGAAAACAUCAGAACAUGAGCCUGCGCAUGAAUAAUUUUGAUUGCUUUUCGAUCAAAUAUACCUUGAAGAGCUUAACAAGAUCCUUUCAUCAUUACAUCUCUCUCAUUCUCUCUGUUACUCUCUUUCUCUCUCUAUCUCUCCCUCUGUUUUCUUCUCUUAAAUUGUUUAUUUUGUAUUCAUGUUCCAUUUGGUUCUAUAAAUCUCUCUCUCUUUCUCUGUUCCAUUCUCUCCAUUUUUGUCAGUCGGUCUGUCUGAACACAAAUUUUCCCCGUUUCUAUAUGCGAUCCUUUCUUCGAAAGAAAGCGAACGAUCCUGACGGAAAGAAACCUUAAGGAAAGUGAAAACAAAAAAACCGAAACCGAUUAAUUCAAAUGAGAAAAUUGAAAUUCAUAGCAAACCAAACGAUGCAAAAUCACAUACACACGCAAACACAACCUGUUAAUGUUGGAAGAAACACUUUUAGCUGUUAUCGAAAGCAGACAGAGAACCCAACGUAGGACGAAACAUGGGAAGUAAACAUAGAAGAGAAAAACAAAAAAGAAAGAAUAAACAGGCAACAGAUUCUCUGACAAAAAAUUAUAAUCAAUAGUUGUUAAUAUAAAUGUGAGAUGUAGAAAAUAACAAAAAACAACACACACAAACACAAAAUCAAACGUAAAAGAAAAGCAAAACAAACAAAAAAAAAGAAAACCAAAGUUGCAAUUGCAAUUGUGGUUAAGUUUGAAACGGGCCGUUAAAGCGAAGAAAAAUAUUAAAGUAACAAUUCUUUACCGGCCGGCAUAUAGUUCGAGACUAUUGAUAGUAUGCUAUCGAAAUUUUUCGAUUAACCUGAAGGAUCAGUACGAGCAACUGGGUAAGAAAAGAUAGAAGCGAAGGACUUCACCGAAGCCUAGCGAAGAUUGGUGAAUAGGUGAAGGUUGUUGGGUGGGGAAGGGGGGGGGGGGGGGUUAAUUAUCACAAAACAAAAAUAACUUAAAAACUGACGAAACAAGUAACAAACGAUUAACAUACCAGAAAACAAUAAACAUUAAUGAUGAAACCUUUGGAGAGACGAAGCUAUUGCGGGGGAGAACAAUGACGAACGGGCGAACGACCGAAACAGGUGUAGGAUGAGGGAAAAACAAAGCAAACAUAGAACGUUUGUAAGCAAACAAAAGUGAAUUAAACUACGAAUUAAUUACAAGCGUCUUCAGGAAUGAAUAAAUCGUUGAAUUUAAACCAAAUCGUCUUCACGCGUUGAACAGGGAAGCGUGAAGAUAACUAGAGAUAGUUAAGAAAAUAGCAUACAACAUAACACAAUUCCAGAAGGAUAUACACACACACACAUACUCAAUCACACGCAUCAUACAAUGGUCCGUGGAGAAAAAAAACAGCAACAACAAAACAUUGUGAAACUAAUGAUUAAUAUUUGAAAACAAAAAACAAAUAGAACAAGAACACUCAUGUUUACAAAAUCGAAGCCAAUAAAUACUCCGACGAGCCAGGAAGCAUAGCAAGAAAGGGUAAAAAAGGAAAAACAAAAUUAUUAUUAUAAUGAUAACGAAUGUCGGAACAUGCCGUCGAUGAUAAGCGUUAGGUAGCGUUACUAGUCAUAAUGUGUGCCAGGUUGAAAUGGGGCGAGAUCCGACCUUAGCAGAACAUCCCACCCGAAACGUUAGUAUUACCACACGAUCGCAGUCACACUUGCCACACGAUCAACACAGUCUAGACACGACCUCAACACACAUACGCACAUGCGCACACAUACACGCUAACGUAUGCGGAUCACAUGGAAAAGAUGAACGUACGGCAGACAGCAAACAUUUUUAGCAUGUACUGGUCACAAACCAUGGCCAUGACAGGAUAGUCCACUAUUGAUAUUAUAGUUUCUGCCGUCUAACGAGUGCGUGUGCGUGUGUGUUUGCGUGUGUGUGCGGGUGUUUUGGGCAAAUACGCUAGGAUAAAUGAACACAUUAGUUUGCAAACGCUCCUUCCAAUGUCCCACGUUUUCGCCGCUUCGUUAAGGCGCAAGUAUUUGGUACUUUGUUGUAGACUGCCUAGUGUUUAGUGGGAUGGGAUAUAACGUAAAUGCGGCAAAUCGAUUGAACCAGUAUUAUAAACAACCCCCCACCCUUUCCUCCAACCCAUCACCACCCUCAACCACCACCAUUUUCUCCGGCAACUCUCAACCCCCGCACGUUGAUCCCGAUCAGUGUUAGAGCGGGCGCGGGUGUACAAAGCGUACCGGCGUACGCCUGCAAAAUCGUGGAAAUCUCCAAAACCAAAAAACCAACAAGUAUCAUUACUAGAGUGUACAGAUUUGAAAUUGGGCAUACAGAACAACAAGGCGAAAUAAUAAAUGAAUGAUCGCCGCCGCGCAUUGGAGACACGGGUUCGAACGUAAUGGAAGAUUAGAAGCAAAACAAAAUAAAAUAAGAAAGUAAGGCGAAAAAAACGUAAACUACAAUCCAAUUACACUUAACACACUCACACCCAUAAACACACAGACACGCACGUACGCAAGUAAAAACCAACCAACAACAAAAAAAACAACAGUCAAGAAUUAUGAAACAGGAGGAAAAGAAAUGUUUGUACAGUAGAUGAUGUAGAAAUUGUUUCCGCAAAUGUAUAACCACUACACGAAUGGAUACAACAAUGCUCUGUUAUUGAUAAAUAAAUCGAACAAAAGAAAAAAAAUCAACAAACAACCACUCUCCAUUAGGGGUUUACCGUUUUGUCCGGAAAACCUUUUGCGCAUCCCGUGGGACGCGAACAAUGUUUGUGUGGGGGCAAAUGAGAAACGUGACCACGCGCUGAGCACCAUUUGCGAAACCUUUAUUUGCGCACACAAACCUACACACGGACACAUUUUCUAAUUCGUGUUGAGAUCUUCAGUGCUGAAUAGUUGUGGAUGUGUGCUGUUAGUUAGGUUAAUGAUUUCGAAAAUCGGCUUUCACGCUGAACAUUAGAUAUUGAUACUGACAUUAGGUUCAAUGUUCACUUACUGUCUGAGUUUGCCAAUUUUGCUAAUAAUUUGUAAAUGAAAUGCACCUUUUGUGUCCACAAUCGCAUGCUGCUUAGUUUGACUAUGUUCUAGCAAAAUGCAAAGUACUUCAAUUGCACGCUACCAUACCAUUUCCAUUAUGCGCACACCCAUCUUGAAAUGCGCCCACUGCAACAUAAAACAAAACAAACAAACAAACAGGUAACGAAACAUCAAAUAGUGUAAUAGCAAUUGACACCGGUACACGGAAUCGGCGGUGUUUAUUUAGAUAAUUACAAACUAGCAAAACCGUAUGGCUAGCUAGCGUCAAACCGAACCGAAACAUCUAGUGUCUAGUGUUUUUGGGACAGGUGGAAGUAGACAAGCAGAGAAAAACAAUGGAAAAUAAACGAAAACACAAUUUAGACAACAAAAAAAACACGUUAGGGGAACACUGCUGCGGAAAUGCGUUUGCAAACUCACAGCCACAGUGUGAGGGAGGCAUCGUAAUUCGCAUGCUAGAAACAUAAACGUGUGUUAUACUAGCUGAAGGGUAAAUGCACGCACCGAAAACCCCAAACAAAACCACAACACACCGAGCGACAAACAUUGUACCGUAGCAACAAAAAACAAUACCAGUUACUGGACAUUAAUAAACGUAAGUAAACAAACAAGAAAUAUAAAAACCGAAAAUCGAACGAACACGAAGCAAGUAAACAAGUUGUUAAGGAAAGUUAUCUAAUUCUACUGCAAAAACAAAACACACACAAAAAAAAACAAGAUAAACCAUUGAAUAGACGAACACAACAAGAAAAGAAAAGGUAGUAAGAGAAACAAUUAUGCAGAACGGAAUGAAAAGAUAGAUAAACGAGCAUGAUAAAAAAACAGCACACAAAAAAUCGGUCGAAUAAAGAAGGAAAAACAGCAAAACAUAAUAUAAAACCAACCGUGAGUCGUUAAUUGUGUACACUAGCGUUGGGGUAUGGGGGUAACAAAAGAAAAAAAAAACAAAUACAAAAAGCAAAAAUAAGCAAACAAAGGUUAAACAAAACGUUAGGAAUCAGUCAGAACUGUAGUAUGUAAGCAAAGUGAAUAACGCACGAGGAAGCAAGGAAGUUAGAAAACGGAACAUGCAAAGGUACAAUCCUUUGGUAAAGGAAAGAAAUUAACACAUUAAACACACGUUCAAAUACCGAUCUCAUCGUAACUGGAUCGUUGAAUGGUGGGCAGAACAUAUAGAAGAAGAAAAAACAAAUUUGGUGGCUAUAAAACCACCCCCAAAACGUUGAAUAGUCAGUUGAGUUGGAAGUGUGGAAUAGCUAAGAAAAAGAUAGCUCCGAUCGUUUAAUGGAAGAUAGAAACGGUUCGCCAUAAUGCAUGUGUUACCAUCAACCGAUUUACGGAUGAUGAGAAGUGUUGGAAUGCGAUUGGAACUGUAGAACCUACGGGUAAAGGAUACGGGAGAAGAACAUGAAAGACACUCAUGUAAGUGAAAGUAAAUUCUUGACUCAAUACUGCUAAGCGUCGGAUACAUGCGUAGGUUCAACGUUACUUUUUCAAUCCAAUAUUUUCCAACCAGCUGCUCGCUGAUCGAAAGUUAAACCGAAGAAAAACGAAUAAUAACUACCGUAAGCUUACAAAGAAGGGAAACCAACGAUCGGGGUCAUUUUGGGGGAACAUUUGUGUCGAGUUUCUUCUCAAGCGAUCCGAUUCUUGUUCCGAACAAAACGGGAAGCGCAUUAUACAUCCUCAACGAACCCUCAAAUGAUUUGAACACACCAUUCACGCACCGAUCCACACAAAACACACGGACAAAAACACAUCAAUACACAAACACACUGCACACUGUACGCACACGUACGGCAAAACAUUGUUAUACACCAGUUCUGGUGUACACGUGCAGGGCAGCACGGCGCGAUGAGUGCACGCUCUAGGAAAAAAAAAAACAUCAAAUGUUAUGGCCUUACGAAGGCAGGCGCACCUCUAGCAAAUAUGCGGACAGUUAUGAACGGCUUUUUUGGCACACGCUUACCUUAUUUCCCUGUCAUCUGUUCAGCUAAGCCCACUGGUACUAUACGACUGUUGCAUCUGUCAGACACUUUAUACUCCGCUGCUGUACGCGAUGUAGUAUUGUUGUAUCCAUUUCCGCACUCAAGCAUUGUUGAUCUUUGUUGUGCUGAUUAGUGAACCGGAAAGAUUGUUUGCAUUUAAUCUUAUAUUAAGUUUGUACCUCAACUGAUCAACAGUUUGAAGAAAAAUGAAAGCGAAAACAAACAUAAAACAUCUAUAACCGAAGUAAUGAAUAGGCAAACGUCAUCAGCUGAAACAUUUGGACAAAAACCGGUAACAUACACCAACAUACAAAAACACAUUCACAUAGUUGAGACUCGAUAGAUGAAACACACCAAUUUGCAAAGCGAAUGUAACUACCGCUAGAAACUAGGCAAAAACAGUUCAAAAACCAUCUGAGUUUGAUUACUGUGAAGCUUAUCUAUUGUUUGUAUAUAAUUUAGGCGAAAACAAAACAAUGAUACACAAUUCUUUUCAACAUGCUGUUCAUAAUUAAGAAGCAACAGUUAAUCGAUUAAUAAUAAUAAUAGAAUAACACGCAGAAAAUGAUGUGUUAAGCGUAAGAAUCGAAAAGAAAGAUGAAGCCAAACCAAAUAACAAGCAGAAGAAGAGAAAAAACACGAGUUAAUAGAGUUUAAAAAUUAUAGAGUAAAUAUAAUGAAAACACACUCACCAAACACACGACAAAACCAACACAAGUAUAAACGGAAUACAUGAAACAAAUCGAUCAAACAUACAGUUGCCAACCAAGGUAGUGCAUUUUGUGGGAGAAAUAUAAGAAAUAAAAAAACAAACAAACAAACAGCGGCAGAAAAUCAGUUAGUUUAACUAAUGAUUAACUAAUUGGUAAAAGGCGCAUGGUAUGAACACAACACGCAGAAUGCGUUCUCAAACGCCAAAAACGUAAAGAAAUAGUAGCGCGUAAGUUGAAGGAAAAAUACUAGAACCCGUACCGGCACCGUACGACGAAAACUGAGAAGGAAGCAAGUUAAAAGCAGAACACGAAAGGAGAAGAAAAAAACGGCAAAAAAAGAACAUGAAAGUAUUAAAGAGUCUAUCAUUUGUUUAUGAUUUCUAGCGAAAACAAAAAAAGGACAAAAAACAAAAACUAAUAAAAAGAAAAAGAAAGGAAUAAAGUAUUAAUAUCCGAAAAUGAACAGUGUUCGUUUUAUUUUUUGCCUCGUUCAUUUACAACAGUACACCGAAACCCAACCGUAGAACCUGUCAAUGUUGUGUGUACCUGUUUGUGCUCUCCUGUUUGCAUCUUCUCAUCGUUUUCUGUGUUUUUGUGUGUGUUACGCAUGUACGCUGGUAUGAUGAUUGUUGUUAAACUUCUUUCUUUCUGUUGGUUUUAACUUUCCUUUAGCUCUUGUCUGUCUUUACUAUCGUAUAUGUUUCUACCUUUGUCUCUUCUAAUACGAUAUUCUCUUGUCUUUUAUCCUUAACAUUUCCUACUUACUAGUGACACGUUGUAGAAUGUGAACAAAUGCAAAUGGAACUGUUUGUAUGAUUCUGACUCCCUUCUACCUUUGUUACACUUUCCACCUACUUGCAGCCAUUUCUAUAAAUAUAACCAUAAUAUUCCUCGUCUUCACACUGUAACCUUUUCUUAUUGCUCUGUACUCUACCGCUCACAUUGUAGGUCACAACACUUACCCCUACAACAUACACUAUUGUCACACGAUGCGUCAAACGGAGUUUGGAAAUGUAUUAUAAAUUGCUUGUAAAAUCGUGCAGAACAUUUUGAAAUUGAGCGAAUGGACAGGACAAAAGUUAACUGCAGCAACUGCUAGGGAUGAGAUGCAAAACUGCCAUUGAUUUGUUUACAAAACUAUCGUAGACGGUCUACAGUAGUGUUGAAACAAAGAUACAUUGAAAAAUAAAACCAAAUGAAUAUAAAAAAAGCAAAUCAACCCCUCACGUCGGAAUCAAUGUCAGAAAAUGGACAAUACAAACAGCUGGCCUGUCUCUAUUGUCUAAAGUAUUUUGUUGUAUUCAACAAAAGUUACUCGGUUUUCAACAAUGGUUCUUAAUAACAGAAGAGAAAUGUAAAACACUAUUGUAACUAACAAUAUUUGUUUGAAUUUUUCAAAACAAUCUAAACAUUUUAAUGUUUUCCUCAGUUCCUCAACAGGUUCACUAUUUGAAAGGACUAUUUUAUUAAACCACACAACUCUAGUAUGUUCGUUUUAUCAAAGCAUGUUCGAUGUUUGAAACUAAAUACACAAUAUUCGUGUGUGACUGCUUCUUUCACCUGAAGAAGUGUAAAUUGUAUGCACAUUAAAAAUGCAAACACCUAAUUAGAAACUUUGUGUACUCCAAACGAGCAAUGUGAUGCUCGAUCGACCGGAUUAGUAAUUCACAUUGUUCAACAGCUGCUAACGUGACUCCUCUCUAGCUCUCCACAAUACACAAGAGAAAAAAACAAACUUACUUGAACCCGUUGCAAAGGAAAACAAACGAAAAACGUUGAAAAAAAAACUUAACAGAAUAAAGCACAGCAAAACAAAAGAACUAUAUUAGGCCUUAAAAUGCAAUACAUAAUAUUUUAAAAGUAGUUGUGAUAAAAAGUGAAGUAAAACAAAAAAAUAAAAACACCGAACAAAAAAAAAACAAACAAACAAAACCAAAACUAAAGGGAAAGUGAAACACGGUCAAAGGAAGGUAUGGUUCCAAUAACUCACGAAACCAUACACUAGGUAACACAGGCUGUCCGUGCAUCUACAGCACCUUCUUGCGGACCGUUGAUUGCGUAACGAUCAAAACCACGCACACGCUUUUGAAGAAACGGCCAUAUUUGUUGUUCGUGUAAAUGGAAAAUGGGUCUCAAAGGCUUCAAUAUUGAAUAGUUGGUAAUGCAAAAAAAAAAACAAAAAACAAAACAAGACAAAAACUAUUAGAAUUACUUUAAAGUAAACGAAAAGUAUGGAAAACCAACCAAAAAAAUAAAAAACUAAACAAACAAACUAACACGCAUACAGUAAGACACACACACACACAUAAUACAGUAAGGUAUGAAACGAAGCGCAACGUCUCGACGUACGGUGAAGCUGGUCCCCGUUGAUGAAAUUGUAACACUAGCAAGUAGAUGGUAUGUUGAAUUGUAUUUAAUAGUUAACAUGGAUAGUUGCCUAUAGUGAAAUUGGAAAACGAGAGACAAGUAUUGUAACAACAAAAACCAACAUGAAGAUGUUUAUUAGCAUACGUAACGGAAGCGGGCAGGCCUCUACGUUUGCUUUUUUGGUAACCGUCAUAUGUUAUCCGUUACGAACCGUUUUCUUUUACGUGUUAGUGUGUAUGUUAUAGAACGUCCUUUGUCAGCGAAUGCGUGUUGCGGUUGAGAACGAUGAGAACUAAUAAUAGUGUUAGCGUACCUAGCUCGUACCACGGUUCAGUGCUACUGAUCAACAUUAUGGGAAGGUAAUGUACUAAUAAUAACAAUAAAGACUCUCUAAGGAUUAACAAAUUAAA
This is a messenger RNA of Anopheles funestus (African malaria mosquito), 16389 nucleotides long. RefSeq lists its product as uncharacterized. The transcript is spliced from 6 exons. Gene Ontology annotation, biological process: calcium ion import across plasma membrane. The record is from RefSeq and is a predicted model, not a curated record. Bases 2849 to 4549 code for a protein of 566 amino acids. Gene Ontology annotation, molecular function: stretch-activated, monoatomic cation-selective, calcium channel activity. Gene Ontology annotation, cellular component: plasma membrane. Lineage: Eukaryota; Metazoa; Arthropoda; Insecta; Diptera; Culicidae.